Messenger RNA from Mustela erminea (ermine), 8594 nucleotides. It is a transcript of the gene RFX3, whose product is annotated as regulatory factor X3. The coding region runs from base 555 to 2780 and encodes 741 amino acids. Gene Ontology annotation, cellular component: nucleus. The transcript has 18 exons. Gene Ontology annotation, biological process: regulation of transcription by RNA polymerase II. NCBI's taxonomy places the organism in Eukaryota, Metazoa, Chordata, Mammalia, Carnivora, Mustelidae. The record is from RefSeq and is a predicted model, not a curated record. Gene Ontology annotation, molecular function: DNA-binding transcription factor activity, RNA polymerase II-specific; RNA polymerase II cis-regulatory region sequence-specific DNA binding.
GAGUUGCACGCUCUACUGACUGGGUCAGCCGGAUGACCUUGGUUAUAGUUAUUUGUAAAUACUUUGGCUGGCUUAGCUUUCCGUAGGCCUGUGGAAAGCACAAGAGAACCCCUCCCACCCGCCCAUCUCCCUGGCCUGCCCCAAGUAGGAUUAAAGGCAGGCUGCACUGAAAGUUGUGCAUUGACACACACUUCUAACUAACAGCUCUAACAAUGUGAAAUUCUAGGUGCUGCUCAGGGUGGUUUACCGGGAGCAUAAAUCUGAGACUGUUGAGUUAGUCUUUUCCCACCCUUUAGUACCCGUGUGGGACCCUACAUGGUGUCUGGGUUUGACGUUCUAACGUGGCCGUCAACAGAAGAGCAACUAAAUGCCACGUGCAUUUCUGCUGUUGUUUCAUAGAUCACCAAACAUCAAGCCUAUAUCAGAAUAAAUUCAAAUUAAAGGUAGUAAAGAUAGCAGCUCGUCUUAGGAAAUCCAUCCUGUGACAUGGUAGCGUGUGGAUCAGGGGGAUGUGGGCGAACAUGCUGCUGAUGUCAUAAUUCUCCUACUCAAUAAUGGGCGGGCACGUAGGAAGGCAAGCAGCUUGGUGUGUGGACUUCCGCUUCCUCUACAAGGGUCCUUUAAAGAGAGGCCUUCCACUGGCAUUCAGAAGUCCCAGCACAGUUGAAGAAUAUAGCACAGUUGCAUCUGUAAUGAUGGCUCACUCAACUGGGAACAUCUCUCUGGAGACCAUCAUGCAGACAUCAGAGACCGGGUCGGACACAGGUUCGACAGUGACCUUACAGACAUCUGUGGCCAGUCAGGCAGCAGUGCCUACCCAGGUGGUGCAGCAGGUGCCCGUCCAACAACAGGUACAGCAGGUGCAGACUGUGCAGCAGGUCCAGCAUGUCUACCCCGCUCAGGUGCAGUAUGUGGAAGGAAGCGAUACUGUCUAUACCAACGGAGCAAUCCGAACAACAACUUAUCCUUACACAGAAACGCAGAUGUACAGCCAAAACACUGGAGGGAAUUACUUUGAUACCCAAGGGAGUUCUGCACAGGUGACCACCGUGGUUUCGUCCCACAGCAUGGUGGGCACUGGUGGGAUUCAGAUGGGCGUCACGGGAGGACAACUCAUCAGCAGCUCUGGAGGAACCUAUCUCAUCGGCAAUUCCAUGGAGAACUCCGGUCACUCGGUGACACAUACCACUCGGGCCUCCCCAGCGACAAUUGAAAUGGCGAUUGAGACGCUGCAAAAGUCUGACGGUCUGUCCACUCACAGAAGCUCUCUCCUCAACAGCCAUCUCCAGUGGCUGUUGGACAAUUAUGAGACAGCAGAAGGAGUGAGCCUUCCCAGAAGCACGUUGUACAACCACUACCUACGACAUUGCCAGGAACACAAACUGGACCCAGUCAAUGCUGCUUCUUUUGGAAAACUAAUAAGGUCAAUUUUUAUGGGAUUACGAACCAGGAGAUUGGGAACUAGAGGAAACUCCAAGUACCAUUACUAUGGGAUUCGCGUCAAGCCAGAUUCCCCUCUGAAUCGUCUGCAGGAAGACAUGCAGUAUAUGGCUAUGAGGCAGCAGCCCAUGCAACAGAAACAAAGGUACAAGCCUAUGCAGAAGGUGGAUGGGGUUGCAGAUGGUUUCACAGGAAGUGGUCAACAGACCGGCACAUCUGUUGAACAAACUGUAAUAGCCCAAAGUCAACAUCAUCAGCAGUUUUUAGAUGCAUCUCGAGCACUUCCAGAGUUUGGAGAAGUUGAAAUCUCUUCUCUGCCAGAUGGUACUACCUUUGAGGAUAUCAAGUCACUGCAGAGUCUUUAUCGAGAGCACUGUGAGGCAAUAUUGGACGUUGUUGUGAAUCUUCAAUUUAGCCUGAUAGAGAAACUGUGGCAAACAUUCUGGCGCUAUUCUCCCUCGACUCCGACCGACGGCACUACCCUCACUGAAUCAAGCAAUCUGAGUGAAAUAGAAAGUCGACUUCCGAAAGCAAAGCUGAUAACUCUGUGCAAACAUGAGUCUAUCCUGAAAUGGAUGUGUAACUGUGACCAUGGGAUGUACCAGGCUUUGGUGGAGAUUCUCAUCCCCGACGUGCUUAGACCUAUUCCUAGUGCCUUGACCCAAGCCAUUCGAAAUUUUGCAAAAAGCCUUGAAGGUUGGCUUUCCAAUGCCAUGAACAAUAUCCCACAGAGAAUGAUACAAACCAAGGUUGCCGCUGUAAGUGCCUUUGCCCAGACUCUGCGAAGAUACACAUCGCUCAAUCACCUGGCCCAGGCAGCUCGUGCAGUGCUCCAGAACACUUCCCAGAUCAACCAGAUGCUCAAUGACCUCAACCGUGUCGACUUUGCCAAUGUCCAGGAGCAGGCGUCUUGGGUGUGCCAGUGUGAUGACAACAUGGUCCAGAGACUAGAGACAGACUUCAAGAUGACCCUCCAGCAGCAGAGCACCCUGGAGCAGUGGGCCGCGUGGCUGGACAACGUGAUGAUGCAGGCGCUAAAACCCUACGAGGGAAGGCCCAGUUUUCCUAAAGCCGCCCGGCAAUUCCUGCUAAAAUGGUCUUUCUACAGCUCAAUGGUUAUUCGGGACUUAACCUUACGCAGUGCUGCUAGCUUCGGCUCCUUUCACCUGAUCCGUCUGCUCUACGAUGAGUACAUGUUCUACUUAGUAGAACAUCGUGUUGCUCAGGCAACAGGAGAGACACCCAUCGCGGUCAUGGGCGAGUUUGGUGAUUUAAAUGCUGUGUCUCCUGGAAAUCUGGAUAAAGUUUCAGGUGUCAAGAAGGAUUUUUACCACACUUAAUGCCAAUGUUUUUGUUUUCUUAUAAUUAAAAAGUAAUUUACAUUUUUGUAGCUUAAAAUAUUUUAUUGUUGAUCGUUAGUCUUGGUGUAUGAUUUCAUGUGUAAGUUUUUAAUUAGAUGCACUUCUGUGAAAUAUCAAAAGAAAGGAAUUUCUUUGAUUUACACUGGAGGCAUGCCCAUUUGCCGGCAGAUGCAUCAGAUUUGCUUUUGAAAGGUGCUUUGCAUUGGACAGAACCACAAGACAGGAUUUUGAUAACACUUUGGUACGGAGAGAGAAUACAGAGCAUUUUUAUGACAGUGCUAGAGGGUUGGGAAGGUCAUCUCUUUUUCUCGGGAGAAAAAUUGAGCUGUGCAUUUAUCCGUUUGGAGUAAAUGACAGAACUGCAAGAGAUUAUGCUAAUAUGUACAUAAUUUGUGUACAUAAUUAUUAAACCACAUUAAUGCAAGCUUCCGUUAAACAUUGAAUUUUAACCGUUAUUUGCAUACCAAUUCCUCUGUUUAAAGACUACUGAUUCUGUAUUUGGGACCACUGCACAGAUGCAUUCUGCUGUCGAGUGGGGCUGUUAUAGUUAGAUACUGAAGCUGAAAAAAAAUGACUUGACUUUUUUUUUUUUAAAUUUUUUUUGUUUUUUUUUUUAAGUGUACAUGCUACUUAUGCUGAGCUGGACAUACAGGAAACCAUUCCAUUUGGAUGACUUUCUUUUAUUCCAGGUCUUUUUCCUAAUAGUAGUUCAAUAUGCUGCUAUUAUAGAAGAAAAUUUAUAGAAUGCAAGGAAUGUAGCAACCUGCAUAUUGUGAUUUCCUUCAAAAAAUAUUUCCUGGUUUCUAAAGUAUGUGGAUUUACAUUUUAAACAGAACCUGAAGGCAGUGUAACUGGCACACCACACUGUUGCUUAUCCCCAAUUCAGUAGGAUUUGGAUAGGUGGCCGGAUGGACCAGUGCCAUUGAAGAAUGUACAUCAGGGAUCAUCGUACCUCGGCUAUUACAUGGUGCCUUAAAACAGAACUGAAGCUACGGUUUAGUAAGGCUUAUUUUGUUCAUGUGAAUUCUCUUCAAUCCAUUUGACAAGGUGUACCUGUCACGUUCAGAUUCCCGGAGUGAGGACAGGUCACGUGUUCUUCAAAGGAAAUUUAGGGCAAGCAGAGCAAAACAAAAAGAGAAAAAAAAAAAAGAAAGAAAAGAAAAAAAAAAAUCAAUUCCCCUCUCCGAGUGACCACGAACGGACUUUUUUGUUCAUAGAGCUGAAUAUUACUUGAUUACGAAUCAGAUUGCUUAAGGGUGUGGAAUAGCAGACUAGUUUUAAUUACCAACUUGUCACAUAAAAUCAUACAUGUUUUAGGUCAUUUUUAUCUAGUUCUCGUUGAAGAAAGUUAACAAAAUAAGCAGGUACUUAUCGAAGUGCAUCUUUUCAGUCUAAAUGUGUUUUUUUGUUUGUUUGUUUGUUUGUUUUCGUCUGUGUCUUGGUAUCUGUGUGUCCACAGCGCACACAAGUGCUGGUGGGCAGGGGUCAACUCAAAGUCAGGUGAGGUCCUAGACAGGAUACACCCAUCCCCAUUUGAAUUUACAUGAAAAGCCAAGGUUCUUUUAAGCACUCAAGUUAUUAACAGCAACAACACAACAACCACAAAAACCGGCACACUGAUCCAGUUAAGUAGUUUUUAUAAAAAGCUGACCAGCAAAAAGAAAUGAAUACAUAAACAUGUAAAGCCAAAAAGAAAAAAAAAAAAAAGAGAGAGAGAGAAAGCACAAAAUGAUUUAUAGAUGAUUAAUGAGGCCUAUAUUAAUCUCAAGAUGUUUAUCUUUCCAGUUUUAUUGGGGUGGGGGUGGGGGGUUGGAAAGUCGAGGGUGAGCCAGUCUGUAAAGUUAAAAGUACCAAAUGGCUUAUCGGGUAGGGUGUUCUGGUUGCUCGAUUGCCUUAGGCCGUUCACAAAACUAAGAUCCACAAAAUUUCUUAAGUAAACUUUAAAUGUUCUAGAUGUAAUUUUUUAAAUGGAUUCAAAUUUUGUAUGACUCAUCGCAUAUAUUUGCAAGCCUCCACUAGCAUUCUCCCAUCACCUCAUCCAAGUAUCAUUGAAAUGACUAGUUCCCUUUUUUUCCCUCCCCCGCAAAAAGCGAUGAAUUUGCACCAUUACACACACAAAAAGGCAAACAAACAAACAAAACAACUUCACUGCAAAGACCACAUAUCUAUUUCAUUGUGCAUUAGGGGACGUUUACAGGUAAAAUUAAAAUCACAAAAUGAAAAAGACACUCUUCGUUUCGACUCUCCUUUCUGAAAAGCUUCUUUGCUUUCCUCUCCCUGUCCACCAGCCCCAGAACUCCACUCUAUCUGUAUUGGACCAAAUGUAUUUGCUGGUUUCGCCUUGUUUAUUGAACGAUUUUCAAUGUAUUAAUUGUCACUGUUCACUGUUGGAUAUAUUUGUAUCCUUAGAGGAAUCUGAUAACAAUGGGCAAAUUUAGAGUGAUGGAAGGUAGGGAUUGGGGACCCUCCAGGAUUCAACAUUUCUUCCAAUUGUUCAUGGUUUGUUCUCCAUCAGGACAGAUUAGGAAUUAAUAAGUAGGACUGCAUUUCAGCUUGGCUCACUAGAAACCUCCAGAUCUCCUUUACGAACACAGGAACAUUCAUCUUUGACUAGGACAGAUAGUUCCAAACCAACAGACAAAAGAGCAUCUGCAGUGUGAGCUAUUUCCGGUGAUCUAGAGUCUACAGUAAGACAAGAACACCUCUACGGUCAGACACAGACAUCUCAACCACUCUCGAAUUUGAACCGUGAGAUAGAGGAGAGAAUCAAACCUCCUAAUUUGUGCAUUUGAGGCAAUUGGAACAAUCCCCUUUAUUGCAUUUAUUUGAUGUUUGGUUUUCAUUUGUUUCAUUCAUUGAAACUGUGACUUUUUCUAAGGAAGACGGAUUCUAAUACUCUCAGAGUAGAUUUAUUGACAAGUGACAAGUACACAUGGUAAGGACUUCUUAAUAUUUCUUGACAUUGUAACCAAACCCACUAGUCAUGAAAAGUACCUGCAUAGACCAAGUGCUACACUUUCAGCGCGGAAGAUGUAACGAAGGCAUGUUGGCUAUUUUUAAGUCUCUGAAAAGAUACUUACGUAAAAUAGGAUUGAGUCUCGUGGGUAUGGUUUGAUCUUCACAUACAUACUUUGAGAAUCGUACCCAGAAGAUUUGCAUUCAUGAAGCCAGUGAACAAUGGGGUGAAAUGGGGGACCCACCUCCUUGGAACACAGGGCCCAAUUUUGAAUUUUUUCUUUGGCUCUCAAACGGCUGGUCACUUUUUCAGGAUUCUCAUCCAAACCAUGUUUGGACUGACUAUUUAAGUCUUACUGCCUUUUCAGAAAUCUGCUUUUUCCUUUUUGUGCUUUUUCUUGUACUGUAUAGCACGGUUCAUGCACCUCUCUUUAGAUGGUGUACUUUAAAAACAAAAGUAAAUUUUAGAAAACGGUUUUAACACUGCGUACCUGAAAUUAGUAGUGUGCAACACUGACUGCCUUCGCUUUGUAGCAGACGAGUCAAAACGAACACGUUCUCGCGGCAUCUGCUGUCAACGUCGUUCAGGAACGACCACGGUUUUCAUUGCUGUCGUCAUGAGCCUUGUUUUGUGAGCGCGCUCCCCAGAAGUGCUGAACGUGAUGCAUUUUCAAAUUAAAGAAAAAAUUCUUCAGAUGGUAUAUUUGAAAUGUCUAAAAUGAUGCUGUGCUUGAAACAUUAGUGUAAAAGGAAAAAAAAAUGUGUGUCACUGUGAUGUUGGUCCUCCCCGUGUGGACUCAAGUAGAAAGUUUAAAAAAAAAAAAAAAAAAAAAAAAGCUUUGGCAAGUCACCUUUCUGUACAAUUUGAGGCAGUGGUUAUAGACAACAGAUUGACUUUUGGUAGAACCUUCCCUCCCCCAAAUUCUUGGUGAGAAAACACCAACUAUCAAAACAGGGAAAUCAGGACAAAUCAGAACUUCUGAUUUCGAUGGAGAGCACGGGAACGGGGGGAGACGGGUGCACAUGCAGUACUACGGAAAUUGGGCUUGUCACUAGAUCAGAUCAACCUCCAUGUAGAUGGUUAGAGUAAAUCAAUGAAUGGAAUCCUAGUAUUUCUGCAAGUUUGGUGAUUUUAAAACAAAACAAAACAAAACAAAAACACAAAAAACUGGAAUAGAAGCAUUAUUCCAGUGCUUAGUUCUAGUAUUAGAAAACCCCUUGGAUGUAAUGCCUUGUAUUAACCCUUUGAGCAUUGUAAGAUAUACAAUGGGGGACAAAAGCCUUUCAGAUCAUUUAUUUAGACUUAGACCGGUAAAAUAUACUCUAUAUCCAAAUGUCUAAUUAUGCUGUUUUUUUAAAAGGGUGGGGGGGGGUAGGAAGAGAAAGUGUUUCCAUGCUGAACACUUGCAUUUUAUAUACAACUCUUAAUUUUCUUCUUCAAGAGGGCUUGAUAUAUUUAUUCCCAAAUAUUCACUGCCAUCUAAGUAAGUGUACUGUUUACAGAAAAAAAAUCGACUUUUCUAGCAUCACAUCAUGACUCUAGAAAAGGACAGAUAACAUGGGCCUGUUGACCUAUGUUGAAACUGAUCUCUGCACAUUGAAAAGUACCUAGAUUGCCUUUAAAAGGUAUGAUAAAGAAAGGGUUACAUUUCUUUUUCUUUUUUAAAUUUUUAUUGUUUUUGUCCUUUCCCAAAACAAAACAAAAGAUCUCUUUUAUUUAGCUUUAGAAAGUACAGUUGUAAGCAAAGCCUUAGGAAGAAAUGAGUUCGAGUGGAUGAAGAAAAGUUGAACUCUUUGGGGGCAGGGAAGCUAUGUGGAGUUUGAUCGCUCACAAAAUAAUAAUUGUUUGGGAAUUUCAGACAGGGCAUAAUUUUACCUAUGCUCCAAAACUUUAUGUCACAGUUUGUCAAAAACUCAGACGUAGGUAGAACAGAGAGCAAAGCAUUUCAUUCUCAGCUCAUCUGUCCGGAGAUGCCAUGACGACUGCUUCUGAUCUGGGCAAAUGUCAGUCUGCUUACACAGUUGCCGACUUGGUUCAAGGGACGCUCUGCGUGCCCUUGUCCCCUUUUUGUCCCCCACGUGCCGGAACAUGACAGCAGUGUCAUCUGCAGACGCGCUUGGCGCCGCCUGAGAGUGUAAACCUAUUCUGAUGUCUGGUGAAGGGACAUCCAUAGCAUAGUGCAAGUUUGCCGCAAAAACAUUGCUUUUCAGGCAGUGUAGGAAGUCCAACCAUGCAAAUUACUCAUGUGUUAACAUGCAAUACUCAAAGGGUUUUAAUUUAACUCUCUUCUUUUGAAUUCUUCAUGAUGAUUUACUGUAAAUGCUUCUCAGUUUGCAUGCUCUGAUCAUUGCUGCUAGUGAUUUUACGUGCCAGUAGACCUGAGUUUAGUUUACCAAUUUUACUUAAAUAGUAAAAGCCACUUACAAAGUGACUGCCUAGGAUUUUUUUUUCCUUUUGUUUGAAGUAAUUGGUAACACGUCUUAUUUUUAAGAAAUGUGUUUUGUCUCUUCUUUUAUUCGGUUCCGGUAUGUGAUUCUUUAUCUCCCCCCCCAACUUUCCUUUGUUUUUUAAAUAAAUUAUGAUGUUGGGAUUGGAAGCCCUGAGUAAUGAAAUCUUUUGGUAAGAAUUGUUACGUAGCUCGAUCAUGAGGACAACAAAUCUCUGUUAGAAGAAUUCUGAUUCUGGGGGAGGAAGGGAAAAAUUGAAACUCCCAUUGACUGUUAAUAACCGAGUAAAUUUUUCCUUCAAUGAAUUAAUAGUUUUGAACGAAUGAUUGCCUUGUUUUAACCUGCUAACCACAAUUUUAAAUGACCCAAUAAAGGAGGUAUUGAAUUUUA